This is a messenger RNA of Galleria mellonella (greater wax moth), 1752 nucleotides long. Its product is annotated as zinc transporter 2-like. Gene Ontology annotation, molecular function: zinc ion transmembrane transporter activity. The transcript is spliced from 10 exons. Gene Ontology annotation, cellular component: plasma membrane. The record is from RefSeq and is a predicted model, not a curated record. The coding region runs from base 133 to 1620 and encodes 495 amino acids. Lineage: Eukaryota; Metazoa; Arthropoda; Insecta; Lepidoptera; Pyralidae. Gene Ontology annotation, biological process: zinc ion transmembrane transport; response to zinc ion.
GCAAAACAUUUGGAUUCAGCUUCGUAACGUCAGUGCAGUGUGAUCAGUAGUCGAGAUUGACUGCUCCCACUGCGGUCUGAGGCUCGGCGUUGUGUUUUUAUACACGCGCGCUAUUUGUUUAAGUUUAGCGAGAUGUCAACUAAUAUAAUGUGCGAUAAAUAUCAGAACGAUACGAAACUGAACGGUCUCACAAUUAGUGCAUUCAAUGAUAAGAAUUUAGCUCCUAUAAACGCAAGGUACAGAUCGAAGAGUUUGUCCAGUGAUAAAUUGAAUAAUAGUAACGCGGAUCGUGCCGCUAUUUUAGAAGAUGCCGAGGACCAUCACGUAACAGAAAAAAUGGAGACGCCCAGUUGUUUAGUACAGAACAGAAUUAUGGACCAGGGUGUACAGUCGGCGAACGGUUUCAAAGAAGGCAAGGCGUCAUACGGCACGGAUAGUCCUGCGAAGGGGCGGCGGGUCAUAUUCUGCGUUCACGGCAACCCAUCCACCGGUUGCUGCGCCGUGAUAGAGACCACAGCUGACGGGGACGACCCCGAGAGACGGAAUGGCAGCAUCACUGAGAUCGAAAGGCACUGUCAUAGAUCAAGAAACGAAGAGAUAGACAAGCGAGCUAGAAGAAAACUCAUCAUAGCCAGUAUUUUAUGUGUCAUAUUUAUGAUUGGUGAAAUUGUAGGUGGUUAUUUAUCAAACAGUUUGGCGAUCGCAACGGACGCGGCGCAUUUACUUACAGACUUUGCUAGUUUUAUGAUAUCCUUAUUUUCACUAUGGGUUGCAAGCAGGCCAGCAACACGAAGAAUGCCUUUCGGCUGGUACAGAGCUGAAGUGAUAGGCGCCCUGACAUCUGUACUGCUCAUAUGGGUGGUAACCGGUAUCCUGGUCUACAUGGCCGUGCAGCGAGUCAUAUACAAGUCAUUUGAGAUCGAUGCCACUGUCAUGCUGAUCACGUCCGCUGUUGGAGUCGCCGUGAACCUUGUCAUGGGGUUGACGUUGCACCAGCACGGGCACAGUCAUGGUGGUGGUGGACAUGGCCACUCUCACUCCAGUGCCAACCCGGUCCUUAAUAACAAGGAGCGUUCAGAGUCGGACGUGGAGAGUACAACGUCUCACCAGCAUAACCACGAUCACCAACCGCAGACCCAGAAUAUUAAUGUCCGCGCCGCCUUCAUCCACGUGCUUGGUGACUUCUUGCAAAGCUUCGGCGUGCUUGUCGCUGCCAUCGUCAUAUACUACAAGCCGGAUUGGAAUUUAGUGGAUCCGAUCUGCACGUUCCUCUUCUCAAUCCUCGUACUUAUCACCACCUUCAACAUCAUCAAGGACACGCUCCUGGUGCUAAUGGAGGGAUCGCCUAGAGGAGUGGACUUCCAGGAUGUGGCGAACACGUUCCUGUCGCUGCCGGGCGUGCUGCGCGUGCACAACUUGCGCAUGUGGGCGCUCUCGCUGGACAAGACCGCGCUCGCCGCGCAUCUAGCCAUACGUACCGGCGUCAGUCCACAGAAGGUUCUAGAACAAGCCACAAAGCUAGUCCACGAGAAGUACAACUUUUUCGAAAUGACACUUCAGAUUGAAGAGUUUAACGACGGUAUGGAAGCGUGCAGCCAGUGUAAGAUGCCGCAGUCUUGAACGGGGAGUAUUUAUUAGAAGGCUGAUUAUGAAGAAGUUAGAAUGAGUAAGUUAACUGAGCGGCUGUAAACUUAGCGGCACCACGGAUUAAGUUUAAUUUUAAAUAAUAAAGCAUGUUUCCGAUAAUGUUGG